Molecule: messenger RNA, 699 nt
Organism: Hippocampus zosterae (dwarf seahorse)
Lineage: Eukaryota; Metazoa; Chordata; Actinopteri; Syngnathiformes; Syngnathidae
Product: cytochrome c oxidase assembly factor 8
Exons: 5
Coding region: 15-617 (200 amino acids)
Biological process (GO): intrinsic apoptotic signaling pathway
Cellular component (GO): mitochondrion
Source: RefSeq, a predicted model, not a curated record
UUUUUUGGGUCACCAUGUCUGUUCGAGUCGCCGUGGAGUGUUUGACGUGGCGCCGCUGGAGUUGUUUACGUGGACGUCAAAGUGUCAUGGCGGCCGCCGGCAGGAGAGAAUGCUGCAAGCUAGCACCAAAACAGCAAGAUAAAUUACCGAAGAGGUCCAAGUUCCCACCGGCACCGAGCGCAACACACGACUGGAUCGGCCCGCCCAACCCCCUCUCCAACAUGCGACCCAUCGUCUACCGUGUGCCCCCGAACGAGUCGGAGCUGGAGAGACGCCUAAGGAACAUGCGGCAGGACACCGAGGACUGGAACCACCAAUUCUGGAGCCAACAGAACCUCACCUUUGGCAAGGAAAAAGACGCCUUCAUUGUGUCGCAGCUGAAAGCAAAAGGCUUGACUGAGCGAGACCAGCAAGGCCGCCGCCGCACUCUGACCAGUGAGGAAAUGUCCGUCUUCUACAAGGACUUCUUGGACAAAAACCGACAGCGCCAUGUCAACUACAACAAGGAGUGGUACCGGCGCAACUUGUCAAUCACCUUCCUCAUGGCCCGCGUUGCAUUGCACAACCUGUGGAAGAGGGUCGGCCGGACUAAAUGCCGCAAUACACCCGCAACUUGAUCACAGACGCCUGUCAAUCAUCGGCUGGAAAGUCACUUAUCAGGGACAAACGGUGUGCACUAACUGGGAAUCACACUCGGCA